Messenger RNA from Misgurnus anguillicaudatus (oriental weatherfish), 3776 nucleotides. Lineage: Eukaryota; Metazoa; Chordata; Actinopteri; Cypriniformes; Cobitidae. The record is from RefSeq and is a predicted model, not a curated record.
GAGGCGAUUCUUAAAUAGAGCGCACUAUUUACAGCAAGUGGACUAAUAAUUUGGUGCGUAUGUGGUUUGACAAUAGUAGGCAAGGUGACUGGUGUAACAUUCCAUAUCACUAACCUCUAAUUCUUAUAGGUCCUUGUGUUUAAUAGUUUGCGUUUAAUCUAGGUUUACUAUUACUUCAUCUUAAGACAAUCUAAAUUGGAUUAAAAGUUGAAAAAAUUAAUUGAUGACCACACUGGCGAGAGUUGCAAGCUGAUAACUGUUAUGCAGAAAAAAAAGAAACCUUUGUAUUUAGGAUAUGUUUUCUUAGCUUCUAUAACUCUGUAAAUGCCCUUGGUAAAGGACUGGAGUAAAUGGAUUUUGCAUAUUUUUGAGAUGCGCUGUGUCAUUGAAUGUGCCGCUAAACGUAGCGGCUUGUGCGCGAUGACGUCACUUAAUUUUAAUAACGCUGCUGCAUUUUCUUUUUUGUAGAUUAUGCGUAGAAAUUAUUUUUAUGUACUUAUGAUGGCUGUUGAAGAAUAGAAACACAACAAAGAAUAAUUUUUAGUACUGUUUGGUACUGUUUUAUUUGAACAAGGGCAAUUAACUGUGGCACAUUUUCAGCUGGAGCAAACUGAGGUAAUUAAUUCGCAAAGAGACGAAUAUCAUUAGCCUAGCAGUUGGUUGUCCAAGCAAGUGCUUCAUUAGGAGUCGAUUGCAACGAGAAAUGUCUGAAGUGAAUGAAACAACAGAAGCAGAUGAACAGGAAAGCACGAUUGAAAAUCAAAUGAAGGAUGAAUUACUAGAUGACAAAAAAGAACGAACACUGGAUGCUGAAAAAGGAGAAACUAUUCUUGGAGUGAAAACUGUGGAUUCGCACGUUUACACGGCCACAUCAUUGCCUGUCAUUCCCAAGGAGACCAGAACCAAAUCUCACCCUUUGGUGCUUCAUUGGGCAUAUGGGAUUAACCAAACUUUACCUGUCCUCAGCCUGCAGGACGAAGACAGGCUUGUCAUCCUCUACGUUUGUGCUCAUGUUGCUCUCAUGUAUGAUCACACUUCCAAUACUCAGCAUCUGUUACAAGGCCACUGCAGUCCAAUCACCUGUUUGUGUGCUAGUGAGGACAGACGUUGGCUUGUGACAGCUGACAUGGGCCAAGAGAGCCUUGUUAUCAUAUGGGACUCAUACACAGGAAUUCCUGUGCGCACAUUGUUUGAUUGUCAUCCCGAGGGUGGAGUUUCGGCAUUGGCAUUAUCAAAAGAUUCAAAAUAUCUGGUAACUGUUGGAGCUGGAACAGUUCAGCGGGUGUGUAUUUGGGAUUGGACAGAUGAAAGCGAUAGUCCUCAAUGUCAAGUUGACAUCAGCCCAACACAUGGUUGUCAGAAUCAAAUCAGUUUCCAUCCAUCUGACAGCACACAAUUGCUUAGCAACAGCACAAGUCACGUUCUCUUCUACAAAUGGGAAAGGGAUUGUCUGGAAUACUCGGCUCCGGAAAUUUCUGACAAGACAUUUAAAGUGGUGUUAGGCUCCCUGAGCCAGUCCAUCUUUCACUGCGAUGGCGUGCGGGCUUUAACAGCCACCUCAAAAGGGCAUAUCGUUUUUUGGGACAAGCAGAGUGAUUCUUGUAUAAAGAAAGCCACCAAAAUCAUUCCUCUCCAGAACAAAGGAAUUACUGUACUGACUAUGAUUGACAGUUUUAUAGUAACUGGUGAUGUGAAUGGCCACAUCAAAUUCUAUGAUGAAAAUCUCAAGAUCAUCAGCUUGUACAGUGAAUUUAAUUUGGAUCCUAUCAGAUCCAUCUCCUUUUCUAAAGAAAUACCCUCCACUAGCAGCCUAACUUAUCAGGAAGACUGCACAGUGAAUGCCAAAUCAUUUGUAAUAAGAAAUUUUGUGCUUUGUACAACCCAUUCAACUGUAGUACAUGUGAAUGUACAGAAAAAUACUCUACAAACUCUAUUGAAGGAACAUGCAGAACGUCUGGAAGCAGUCGCCUGCCACCCCAAACAACCACUAGUAGCUAUGGGCAGCCACAGUGGCACUGUUAAGGUUUGGGAUUAUGAGCGUAAAGAGGCUGUCUGCAGCCAAGUCUUCCAGCCCCACAAGGAGAUCCAGUGUAUUACAUAUGAUCCACAAGGUUUUUAUUUGGCAGUGGGAUUUGCCAGUGGGGCUUUGCAGAUUCUUGAUGCCUGUACCCUUCAGAGUGAUGGUGAACAGUAUUUGCAGUACAGUCAGGAUGGAAUAACCCAUCUCACCUUCUCCCAGGACUCACUGUAUCUGGCAGCUGCGGACACUGGAAAGGCUGUGACAUUGCUUCGCCGGUGUAAGCAGGGAACCAAAGAGAUUUGGAAGUACCAGGGAAGACACCACUCUCAUUACAAACCUAUUCAGGACCUGUUGUUUGGAGUGGAUUUAGAUAGCAAUCAACCUCGUCUCUUCUCCCUUGGAAUGGAUUGCAUGCUGGUGGAGUAUGAUCUUCUGAACAGUGGGGAAAAUGACUUGGUCAUUUUGAGUUCUGAUCGGAUCGAGCAGAGUGCUGUGCCCACCUGCAUGGCGUGGUAUCCUCAGCUGACACCUGAGCAAUUCCUCCUAACAGCUUCCAACUUGUAUAAGAUGAAGCUCUUUAAUGCUACCUCGAAAAUGUGCAGAAAAACACUCCUUGGUCCUUCCUAUGGUUCUCCAGUAAAAAAGAUGGCCAUGCUACCUGCAUCUAAGGAUGGGGACCCUAAUUCUCGUUACAUGGCAUAUAUUACACAAGACAAGAUUGGGAUUCAGAUUCUGCCUCUGGAUGGAAACCCCUACAAGUCAUUUGCAAGUAUCUGUCACUCAACAGGUGUCUCUGCUAUGGCCUGCUCUUAUGAUGGAAGAUAUGCUUUCACUGCAGGAGGACCAGACUGCACAGUUUUUUCGUGGGAGCUGAAUUUAUCAUCACUGGAGGCAUCAGCUGCUCUAGGGGGUAAAGACAUGGUUCCCUUUUACAAUCUUCUGGAGGGAGGGAGAGAUGGACAGCUUUUCAAGGAAAUGGAGGAAUAUUUUUACUACUGUCAGUUACGGAACCAGGACCUCAACACUAUGGAAACACGGCUCGUGUCCACACGCGUCCCCCUAUCUGACAUACCCUUCCUAAUGAGAGUGCUUAGCUUUUAUCCCACAGAGCAGGAGCUGGAGGACAUGCAGAACGAAGUGAAGUUCAGCCGCUAUGCCGAGACCAGAAAUUAUGUGACGGACAUUGACCUGGAGGACUUCAUUAAGCUCUAUGUCAACCACCGGCCUGCCUCUGGCAUUUCAAUACAGGAGCUGUGCAAUGCCUUCCAGGUGCUUGGAAGGCCAGAUGAGGGGGGCAGAUAUACCAUUGCCAGAGAUGAACUGCUGGAGUUACUACAGGCUAGAGGUGAACAUAUGACAGAAGAUGAGUUGGCUGAAUGCUUUACUACUCUUCUAGGUUUUAGCUCAGAAGGUUGCACAGAUGCAUCAGAAUCGGUGUUGGAGAAUGUGCUACCCUCUGAAAUCAACAUGGAGACAUUUGCUACAGAUAUCCUGGGCUUUUCUACUGCGACCCAAGAGCUUCCUCAAGAUGAUACAUAAUAAUAGUUUCAACUAAAGUUUUAAAGUGCAUUGAAUGAACUGUAUUGUUUAAAGCUUGUGUAGUGAAACAAUGUUCUGUUUUGUGUGAUUACUGGCUGUUGUUUCAGCAUAAAUUCACUUUUGCACUUUUGUUUAGUUUUUAGAAACUCACUCUGUUACGAGGAAAGCAAGUCAUAUGCGUUGAUAAUAAACGUUGUUAUUUGACAACAUACUUGCA